CAUGGCGGCCUCCUUGGCGGGAGGCUGUAAGAUGUCCCUGAACCUGGCCCGGAGCUACCGAGCAGCCAGGCCGCGACUCGCUGCACUCGUGUCUGAGGCCUGCUGUGUCCGCACGGGACCGAGCCGGCUUCAGAGCACCGGGCCUUCCGAACCCGGUGGGUUCAAGCCACCUCCGAAACCCGUCCUGGUGGACCGGCGCCGAGGCCGGGACGAAAGUAGGAGGUUCCUGAGUCCCGAAUUCAUUCCUCCUAGAGGAAGAACAAACCCUCUGAAAUUUCAGCUGGAGAGAAAGGAUAUGCUAGCCAGGAGAAAGGUGCUUCACAUCCCAGAGUUCUAUGUUGGAAGCAUACUGCGUGUCACCACAGCUGACCCCUAUGCCAGUGGAAAAACCAGCCAGUUCCUGGGGAUUUGCAUCCAGCGGUCAGGAAAAGGGCUUGGAGCUACUUUCACCCUUAGGAACACAAUUGAAGGACAAGGUGUGGAGAUCUGCUUUGAACUGUAUAAUCCUCGAAUACACGAGAUCCAAGUGGUAAAGUUGGAGAAGCGGCUGGACGACAGCCUGCUGUAUUUGCGGGACGCCCUCCCCGAGUUCAGCACCUUCGACGUUGACAUGAAGCCGAUCCCCCACGAGUCCUUCCAGGAAGUGCCUGUUAACGAGCUGAAAGUUAAAAUGAAGCCAAAGCCGUGGUCCAAACGCUGGGAACGUCCGUACUUCAACAUUAAAGGGAUCAGGUUUGAUCUGGCUUUAACUGAAGAGCAAAUGAAAGAAGCCCAGAAGUGGAGCCAGCCGUGGCUGGAGUUUGACAUGAUGAGAGAGUAUGACACUUCCAAGAUCGAGGCUUCGUUGUGGGAAGAAAUAGAAGCAUCAAAGAAGUCGUGAUCUUGGGACCGGUGAGACGGCUCGGCAGCCCUGAUGGCCUGAGGUCAGCUCUGGAACCCGGGGUGGAAGGAGAAAACUGACUCCUGGAAGUUAUCCUCUGCCUUCUACAUGUACACCCUAGCACGUGUGAGCCCGAGCUUGUACACGCAUUAAAGUACGUUUUUUUCUGUUAA
Molecule: messenger RNA, 1053 nt
Organism: Phodopus roborovskii (desert hamster)
Lineage: Eukaryota; Metazoa; Chordata; Mammalia; Rodentia; Cricetidae
Gene: Mrpl19
Product: mitochondrial ribosomal protein L19
Exons: 5
Coding region: 2-880 (292 amino acids)
Biological process (GO): translation
Cellular component (GO): ribosome; mitochondrial large ribosomal subunit
Molecular function (GO): structural constituent of ribosome
Source: RefSeq, a predicted model, not a curated record